UUUAACUCUAGGGGAGUUGGAAAAUGAGGCUAUUUUCAAAAAAAGUGGAGUGUUCCUUUAAAGGAAAAUACAAGUUUAUACGUAAAGUACAUGUUGAGCUUACAGAUUACAGAAUACAGAAUACACAUAAAGAAUGUACAGUUUCAACACAAUCCACAGACUAAUUUUUCCAGGAAUCUGUGGGAUUUAAAAUUUUUUUUUAGAUAUUACAUUUGUGAAGAAUAAGAGUGAGCAGAGUGUUUGUCCGUUUAAGGCUGCUGUAGAAACAUGCUGACGCAUAAUGGCGACUUGACAUGGAGGGGGGACCCACGGUGUAUGUGAUAAAAAUGGCUCAUUCUAAGGUUAUAAAAACAUAAUGGUUCAUGAUGUAAGGUCUUUAUGUACCACUGAAAACAUAGUUAUGUAUAUUAUAUUGCAUAUCUGUCAAUAGUUUCUCACAUUGCAAAUUUUACACAUUGAACCUUUAAAUGAAGGCUAAAAACAUUUGAUAAAUAUUACACCUACAAGUAGUAAUUGCUUGUCUGUUAAAUAUAUUGAGCUGAACAUAACUUAAAAACAGAAUAAGUAAUACAUAACAUGAAUAUGCACUAGAAAUUGACAUGUCAAGACUAAAGUAAUUUCUAUGACGUUUUACAUCACUGGAAAUCAAAUCACAGUUAUAAUUUUCCCUGAUAUUGCAGUUGCAUGACAAGAACAAACAUUGUGGCAAACAUUUCUGGGAUUUCUGUCAACAAAUUUUCUUUCCUUUUAAAAGACUGGCUGUAAGGUACUGUAAUGUGCACAAUCUUAUCUGUCAUGUUAUUAGCAUUUUUUCUCAGUUCAAAUUCAAUAUCUUUAUAGAGCUUCUCAAAACAAUGAGAUAGUGGAACCACAUUGAAAACAGACCUCUGAGCCAUUGCAGUGUCUCAACAGCUAUUCUGUCCCAGUUCUUCAGUAGACGUGCACACCUGCUCUUGUUCAAUCAAACACUUUCGCUUGGCUCAUUGGUGUUCCGGACAUUGGGUUACGGACAUAACAUACGGACACAGACCCUUUAUCUGAGGUGUUGAUUGUCAGUCAAUCAGGGGAAAUCUACUGGUUUAACAGUCACUACAUUGAAAAGUUCUGUCAGUGGUGUUGAUACGUCACUCUUUGAGUCCAUCGAGCUCUAUUCUCGCACCCACUCUGGUUUCAGUGUCUUCACACCUGGCUCUAGGAUUCACACUCUAAUCAUACACAGAAGCCCCUCCUCUAGAUGAUAACACUGACCACUUGCACACCGGCCAAUAGGAAGAAGCACGAUUACUUCUAUAAAAAGCAUUGGUUUUGAAGCUAGAGACACCAGACAGAUGGAUAACAAGAGUGAAUGAGAAGGGGAGCUAAUGAUCUGUAGGUUUCGAAAGCAUUGUCAAGUAGACGUGAAAACAAGUACUUCUGUUUGUUUUAACCUGUUGUGUUAACGUGUUUCAUUAUGAGCUCUAAUCUUGUGAAGUCUCUUGCUCGGGUUUAUGACCCCAAACCACUCCAUGCUCAGAAACGAUGCGGAAGACCCACAGCGAGAAAAGCUUCACUUUCUACCUCAAACAAACGUCUAUCUUCACCACUUUCUGAUCAGCCUUCAUCAAAACCCUCCUCAUCUUCUUCUCUCGUACAUAUUGAAGGACAAGUCAAUGAUCUGAGUGGUAAGAUGGACAAACUCCUCGCCUUGCAGGAAGCGUCUCUGAGAAGACUGGAUGCCAUCGGUCAAGAUCAAGGAACAGCUACAGGUGGACGAAGUGUUGAGCAGAUGUUGUGUGACGUGCGUAUUGUCAUAGAAAGUGUUCGAGAGAAGGAGGAACAACAGGAUCAGCGACUUGAUUCUUUGGAGCGAGUGGUCAGCAGCAUUCAACAGGUUAUCAGUUUCAUUGCUGAAGUGUUGAAACACUCGAGAUUGGCCGACCUCUUGAAAAACACACACUCAAAAUCCAGCAGCAGGUUUAGAGAAAAGGAUGGGAAGGAGAAAUCUAAAGUGUACUCAAAAGGGUUAAAAACCCAGAAGAAAAAGAAACCACUUGAUGCAUCAGACUUAGUUCAGGCUGGUUUUGAAGAAGUGCAAAAGCUCAAUCAACAGAACAAUCAGCUUUCUCAAUGCACAACAGAGACAGCGGCCAGCACAGCUGCGCAUCUGGAUCUUAUUGAAGAGGAGCAAAAAGGAGAGAGCCAUAAGGAAAGAAAGGAUGACAAACAACAGGCUGCAGUGGAAGACGAGGCAAGAGAGCAGGAAAUUGAUGCUGAAUUAUUGCAGAUAAAAGAAGAGGAUAAAAAGGAGGAAGAGGAGAGUUCAAAGAAAGAGGAGGCGAUUUGGUUAUCAGAGGGGAGCCAACUAGCUGCUCCAAAUUCAUCUGGCCAGACCGAUGAAAGCAUUACAGUCACACCAGACAGCUCUGAGGAGAAUCUGGAAACAACUGUCAGCACUAAGAGGCAUGUUGCUGACGAGACGCUGACAGAUGACCUUAAAAAAAGCCGAGUGGAGGAGGCGUCAGAGGAAGAGGAUAAGGAAUUAAAGGAGGAAGAGGAGGCAGGACUUGAAGCUGCAGAGGCGGGACCAGAGAGACCAGAGGAGGGGACAGAAGAGGAGAGGAAAGAUGCAGAGUCAGAGUCAAUCGACGAAUAUGUCAUUGAUUCUUCCCCUCCACCACCUGCACCAUUUGAGCACCGUCUAGUGGCACCCAAAACCCACCAGAUUACCAGCUACUACACUAUCAAUAAAGAGGAAGUUCUCGGAGGAGGACGCUUUGGCAUGGUGCACAAAUGUGUCGAGAAAUCUUCUGGCCUCAUAUUAGCAGCCAAGAUCAUCAAAGCCAGGAGUCAGAAAGAGAAGGAGGUAGUAAAGUGUGAGAUUGAAGUGAUGAACCAGUUGAAUCACGCCAAUCUGAUCCAGCUCUACGCCGCCUUUGAAUCUCGACAUGAAAUCAUUCUAGUGAUGGAGUAUGUUGAUGGUGGAGAGCUGUUUGACCGGAUCAUAGAUGAGAACUAUAAGCUGACCGAGUUGGACACGGUGCUGUUCAUCAGGCAGAUCAGUGAAGGGCUUCAGUAUAUGCACAAGAUGUACAUAUUACACCUUGAUCUAAAGCCUGAAAACAUUCUCUGUGUCAGUCGAGAAACAAACAAGGUCAAGAUAAUCGACUUUGGGCUUGCAAGGAGAUAUAAACCCAGGGAAAAGUUGAGGGUGAACUUUGGUACGCCUGAGUUCCUGGCUCCUGAGGUCAUCAACUAUGAAUUUGUCUCAUUCCCAACCGAUAUGUGGAGUUUAGGUGUCAUCACUUACAUGCUGCUCAGCGGCUUGUCUCCGUUCCUGGGUGAGGAUGAUAAUGAGACGCUAAAUAACAUCCUGGCAUGUCAGUGGAGUUUUGAAGAGGCAGAGUUCGCCGACAUCUCUGAGGAGGCCAAAGACUUCAUCACACGCCUGCUUGUGAAGAGCAAAAGCUGGAGAAUGAGUGCAUCCCAGUCCCUGAAACACCCAUGGCUUUCAGACCGAGCGCUUCACUUCCGUCUUCACCAUAAGAAAAACAAGUGUCACUCUUCACAUGCCCCUCCUCCAGAGGGCUAAACAGAAGUGAUCAUUGGCUCUCCUGGUGCCGUGGUGACAAACUGGACCAAUACUGUUGUACCUGAACAACUACACAUCUGUUUAAUAUUACAGUCACAUACCGUACUGUACAAUCUAUGUUACCUGCUUACCUCAACCUCAAGCUAAAACAUCAUACAACACAUUAAAAAUACUACUCCUUCUUCUUUUAACUGUCUUUUGGCUGUUGUCUUAUUAAAAAAAUACUCCAGACAGUUAAUACUACAGUGAUUUUGUCUCGCAUGUGCACUUUAUAAAAGGCCAGGAUUGGAGGAAGUAUGUUUAUGGCUGAGAGUGCAAAAGAGAAAUCAUCAUUCAUACUCUAUACGCACAAAUGUAUUGAGUCUUAUCACGGUAAUAUUCUAUACGUCACUGGUUUAUGAUAACAUUUCAUUCAUGUGAUAUUUGUGAAGGCAUUAGAAUUUGGUUUUGACUGAAAUUCACACUGGGACUACUGUACUGUAUUUUACACUUGAAAGUCUAGAACCCUUAAUGUCAAAAUCCUGCAAAUGAUCUAUGAUUUUUGAAUGUUACGUCUUUUCUGCCUUUCAGGAGGUCUAAGUGACAGAGCUUGGAGUUUGUUUGUCCGUGUGCAUGUACCUACUGUUAUCUGAUACAACUAGCCAUGUCCCAAAUACACCUCUCGCUUACCACAUUGUAUUAUAUAAUGUCAUUUAGAGGGUUUCCUCUAGGGCAAAUGUAUUGUACAAAACGAAUUGUUCACAUCUGUUUUUCUUUUGGUGACGUUUUUAAGCUUGAAAUUUGAGACUGGGAAACUGGAUCCAAGACUGGCUGUUAGAGGCAACAAUAUGGUCUUGUUCACUCCCUCUCUUUGUAGUAAACAUCUCACCUUCCAUGAAGGCAAAUGAAAAAAAAAAAAAAACAGAACACUACCUACAGAUGUAUUGUGUGUUUUGUGUGGUUCUAUAUAUAAAGAUAAUGUCUGAUGUUUACUUGAAAAGCUUUCACAGUAUAGUAAAUGGAAUAUAAACUUUACUGUACAUCAACUGAUGGCUAACAAAGUAGUGUUUUAGAUGACAGUGAAAACUAAAAAAAUGUAUUUUGAUGUGUUUGAAAAGACAUAAACAAGAAAAGAUUUAUUUAUUUUUAUGUGUUAGAUUUCACUUUCUGUAUAUGUGAGGGACUGGAUUGAGAAAGGCUGAAAUAUAAUAGCUCAAACUAACAGGACAAAUAAAAACAUUUCAAUACUUUCAUAUAUUAGUUCUUGCAUAUUGUUGUAAGUGACUUAUGGGGUGUAUGGGCCUUAGAACUUUAAAUAUUAACUAAAUUAAAAUAUAUAUAAAAAACA
Molecule: messenger RNA, 4895 nt
Organism: Megalobrama amblycephala (Wuchang bream)
Lineage: Eukaryota; Metazoa; Chordata; Actinopteri; Cypriniformes; Xenocyprididae
Gene: mylk4b
Product: myosin light chain kinase family, member 4b
Exons: 14
Coding region: 1451-3568 (705 amino acids)
Biological process (GO): intracellular signal transduction; positive regulation of apoptotic process; protein phosphorylation
Cellular component (GO): nucleus; cytoplasm
Molecular function (GO): protein serine/threonine kinase activity; ATP binding
Source: RefSeq, a predicted model, not a curated record